This is a messenger RNA of Histoplasma mississippiense, 639 nucleotides long. RefSeq names its product 60S ribosomal protein L11. NCBI's taxonomy places the organism in Eukaryota, Fungi, Ascomycota, Eurotiomycetes, Onygenales, Ajellomycetaceae. Bases 1 to 639 code for a protein of 212 amino acids. Gene Ontology annotation, biological process: translation. Gene Ontology annotation, molecular function: RNA binding; structural constituent of ribosome. Gene Ontology annotation, cellular component: ribosome; cytosolic large ribosomal subunit. The transcript is spliced from 6 exons. The record is from RefSeq and is a predicted model, not a curated record.
AUGGCCGAGGGAAAAUCCAGCAACCCCAUGCGGGAGCUCCGCAUUCAAAAACUCGUCCUCAACAUCUCCGUUGGCGAAUCCGGUGACAGACUCACUCGUGCUGCGAAGGUGUUGGAACAGCUGAGUGGUCAAACUCCUGUCUACAGCAAGGCCAGAUACACUGUCCGUACCUUCGGUAUUCGUCGUAACGAGAAGAUUUCCGUACACGUCACUGUCCGUGGACCCAAGGCCGAGGAGAUCCUGGAGCGCGGCCUCAAGGUCAAGGAAUACGAAUUGAAAAAGCAGAACUUCUCCGAAACUGGCAACUUCGGCUUCGGUAUCAGCGAACAUAUCGAUCUGGGCAUCAAGUAUGACCCCGGUAUUGGCAUCUACGGAAUGGACUUUUACUGCUGCAUGUCCCGACCUGGUGAACGCGUCGCUAAGCGCAGACGAUGCAAGUCCAAGAUCGGCGCCAGCCACAGAAUCAACCAGGCCGAAACGAUCAAAUGGUUCAAGACUCCCUUCCAGGGAAUUUCAAAAGGGAGCUGGGGGGUAAAUAUUUCAUCUUUCUCUUUUUCUUUUUAUCAAUCUACCAUGACGCCGAAAGAGGAAGCGAUUGGGAAAUCUGCGACCCAACAACGUCCGGACACCGGUGCUUAA